AUGACUUCUUGUCUCAGCCGAUGAAUAGCUACUUGACAAACAGCGCUUGAGGGUUGAAGUUUUGUUUUUAAGAGCAGCAUAUGGGUUGUUACGGGAGCGUUUGUCGAAGUUGCACGGAGCGUUUCAAUGUGUGAGAACGGACACGGAAAUUACAAUGUGCUCAAACUAACUCUCAGUUAGGACUGAGAAGAACAAGCUGCACGUGCCUGGCCUCAUUACAUCUGAGCCAUGGGGUCAUUCCGAAAGCCCAGACCCCGUUUCAUGAGCUCGCCUGUGCUGUCCGACCUCGCCCGGUUUCAUGCCAGCUCGCCAACACUGCAGCUGUCCAACGCCAGUGUUUGGAACAGUGUUCAAACGGCUGUAAUUAAAGUCUUCCAGGGUGGUGGGCUACAAGCCAAUGAGCUGUAUACCCUGAAUGAAAGCAUAAGGUGGCUUUUGAGGACUGAACUGGGAUCCUUUAUCACGGAGUACUUUCAGGAUCAGCUCUUGAAUAAGGGUCUGUUGGAUAUUUUGGAGAAGAUUCAUCUUCAUAACGAUGAAAGCCGUCUUCAAGCGCUGUCUGAGAUGUGGGUGAGGUUUUUCACAGACAUCCUGCCAACUCUUCAAGCUAUUUUCUAUCCCGUGCAGGGUCAGGAGUUGACUGUGAGGCAGAUGGCUCUGCUAGGCUUCAGGAACAUGGUUCUGUUGAAGCUUCCUGUGGAGAACAUGUUUCAGGGCUCCUCAUAUCCUCCGCCAAUCACACAGAUGCUGCUGAUCCUGCAGGGCAUUCAUGAGCCUAAUGGUCCUACGCAGGAGUAUUUCCUACUCGAGAGGCUAGUGGAAAUGGUUAUAUCUCCCUACCUGAGUAACUACCUCAACAUGAAUCCUAACGAUUUCUCUUCAGAGGAUCGUCUGGAAGGCUUGAGAUUGGUCGACACGCCACACCUCAGUCAACCUGAGAUCAUGGUGACACAUUUUGCCCACGAGUCUUUCCUGGCACCUCUAAUCGAACACGAGGGUGAAGCCUAUUUGGAAAGGACUGGCGGUGUGCGACGCCACACAGUCGCCAAUGUGCAUUCAGACAUCCAGCUCCUGUCCAUGAAAAACAGGAUGUGUUCAGAAGAAGUGGAGGUCAGUAGCGCAGCCAGGAUGACCAAGACAGAGAGCAAAAGGACACUGAAGACUUUCUGCCGUGAACCUGUCUUUUUUGACUCCCGGCCAGGUGGUGUGGAAAUCCUUCAAGGGCAAAGCACUGCAGAGAUGAAGUGUGGCCUAACUAGUUAAAAAAAACUCUUUCUCAUGCUCUCAAAGCGCCCACUGAGAUCUUGUAAAGUUACGAUAACUGAGACAAGCUAGAACGUGUCCGCUUAAUACAAUAUGACUCUGCUGCUGUGGAAAUGUGAGCUGUUUUGUGUGCUAAAUACUGUUUGGCCUGUCAGUUUAGCCUGUUUUUAUGAGCUUGGAGUGUGGUUGAAGAAGUUUUACUUCAGCCCAUUCUUGUAAAGCAGGGCAAAAGAGUCACACGUCUUUCUGUCAUGGAAGUGGUAAAGCGGUGUGAAAAUAUGCAGGUGAGAGAGCGGCUUACAAAGGUACAGCAGAAGCCAUACUGAGACACAUAUGAUCACUAAACUAACUUCCACACAAUUAAUGUCUUUACCUUCGACUUCUUAAGCGAUCUUAUGGUUUCAUGUCUUUGUAGUUGAAACUAAACAUGCUGACGUGAAGAAAAUAGGAUUUUUAGUCUUUUUAUGAAUAUUUAGUUUUAUGGAAUUGUAAUAUUUAAAAAAUACAUUUAAAAUAAUUAAAAAGAAAAUUUAUUUAAUGUGUGCAUGUGUGUGUGUGUACCUACUUAACCAUAUUUUGGGGACAAAUGUGUACCCAAAAGUGAGCAAAACCUGACAAAAUUGCCACAAACCUUCAUUUAGGGAUGUCCUUGUUUGUAAAACUGAUAUAAAGAUAAAGUAAACAAGGUUUUUUUGCAGUUGUAAAAAUGGUGUAGGGUUGGGUUAAAAAGUGUAUAUCUGUAUAUAAAAACAAUAGAAGUCUAUGUAAUGUUGUCAUUUAGAUAACUAAAGAUAAAGUAAAAGUGUGUGUGUGUGUGUGUACCUUUUUUCAUUUCUAUUUUUUGAAGUAAUGAAGAAAGUGGUUUUGAGAUUA
Molecule: messenger RNA, 2136 nt
Organism: Carassius gibelio (silver crucian carp)
Lineage: Eukaryota; Metazoa; Chordata; Actinopteri; Cypriniformes; Cyprinidae
Product: proline-rich protein 5-like
Exons: 9
Coding region: 229-1263 (344 amino acids)
Biological process (GO): TORC2 signaling
Cellular component (GO): TORC2 complex
Source: RefSeq, a predicted model, not a curated record